Molecule: messenger RNA, 340 nt
Organism: Scutellospora calospora
Lineage: Eukaryota; Fungi; Glomeromycota; Glomeromycetes; Diversisporales; Gigasporaceae
Source: the annotation of a GenBank genome assembly
AAAUUCGCCUGGAAAUAUAUUGUUGUUGAUGAAGGUCAUCGUAUUAAGAAUUUAAAUUGUAAGCUUAUUCGAGAACUUAAGACCUAUCAAUCUGCAAAUCGCUUGCUUCUAACGGGAACACCACUACAAAACAACCUCGCAGAAUUAUGGAGUCUUUUAAAUUUUCUUUUACCAGAUAUAUUUGACGAUCUUGAUAGUUUCCAAGACUGGUUUGAUUUCUCUGCUCUUCAUGAGCAAGAUGGUGAAACACAAAUUCUGGAAAAAGAACAGUCAAAUGAGGUUGUAAGUAAUUUGCACAAAAUCCUAAAACCUUUCUUGUUGCGACGUAUAAAAAGCGAUG